ACGUGGGUGUAUUUAAUCACGGAAUUUCAAAACAUCUACCGUUUCUAAACUCGACAUGCUGUCGAAACAGAAGUAUCGAGCGUCGCACCCAGAUUCACCUGCAGUGCUCCACCCUGCUCGUCGGUAGUACUGUGAUACUCUGUUUUGCAGUUUUUCUUGACUACAGAGAGGAGUCGACUGGAAAAUACUUUUGUUGCAAUGGCUCUUCCUGUGUUGCUGCUGCUGUGCACUGCUCCGCUGGUCCGGGGCCACGGCUCAGGUGUGGUUAUAGACAGCUGUGAAGACAUGGAACUCCACCACUCUGGGCUGAGCCCACAGACUGCACCGUCACCCUUCACUGUCACUACAGAGCAAAGGCGCUACGGACUCGGAGAGGAUGUCAUAGUUGAGCUGCAGGGUCCAGCCUCUACACCAUUUACUGGUUUCCUAUUGCAGGCUAGAGAACUGGGAAGCAAGAGUCCUGUGGGUUCCUUUGCCAUACCAGAAGGGGCUGCUCAACUCCUCACCUGCAGCCAGAGAGCUAACUCGGCUGUGUCCCACACAUCAGGCUUUAAUAGCAGCUACGUUCAGGUGACAUGGAGAUCAGAACCAUCAAGAGACAUCAAAGCUGUUCAUUUCUGUGCAUCCUUUGUGCAGAAUUCUACAACAUUUUGGAUCAAUGUGACGAGCCCUGUCCUGACCUUCACUAACGGCAGAGCUGCUAGAUCUGCAGGUGCCCUCACUACAUCCACUGACAAUGGCAGUUUACAACCUGGAUCACUUGUUAAAUCAGCUGGACCCAUCUCUAGUGCUGACUGUGGGGUCACCAAGGUGUGCUUCAGUCAGCCUUCAAACUGUGACCCAGCAGUCAGUGCUAGCUGUUAUUUCAUGUCAGCCAAGAUGUUAGCCGGUGGUGAAGCUGUCCACUUUGAGAUGACUGGUCCUUAUGAAGGAUAUAUUGCUUUUGGAUUCUCUGAUGAUCAAAGAAUGGGAAAUGAUGACAUUUACGUUUGUGUUAUGAAAAGCAAUGGACAAGUUGAGGUGGAACAUAUGUAUUCAACGGGACGAUCAAAGCCACAAGUUCUUCCUCUGGGGAAUGUUUAUAAUAGAACAACGUCAUUGCAGAACAGUGUCAUCAGUUGUGUCUUUACUACCACAAACACAAUUUCUAUUGAGGGGACUUCUGGUUUCAACCAGUCUUACUACCUCUUGUUUUCCUAUGGACCCAGCAACAAUGGAUCAAUAAGAAUCCAUAUGGGUACCUUCACCAGCAAUAAAAGGAUCAAUAUUAAUAAUCCCCUUGUUGUUGACAAAGAUGAUGUUCCUGAUAUCAUCAAAGCUCAUGGAUCACUCAUGCUGAUUGCCUGGAUGACCACAGGAUCACUCGGCAUGAUGGUUGCCCGAUAUCUAAAAAAAAUGGCCAAGGGAAAAAAAAUGUGCGACAAAGAUCUCUGGUUUAUGGUCCAUGUUGGAGUAAUGUGUCUGACGGUAGCAGCCACAAUCAUUGCUUUCAUCCUUGUGUUCGUUCAUUCUCAGGACUGGUCUGGGGGAGCACAUCCAGUGUUGGGGUGCCUGGUUAUGAUCCUCUCACUCAUCCAGCCUAUCGGGGCCUUGCUGCGCUGCGGACCACAACAUCACCUGAGGUAUCUGUUCAACUGGACACAUUUUUUAAAUGCGGUGGUAAUAAAAUCUAUAGCUGUGGCAGCCAUAUUUACAGGCCUGGACAGGAUUGACAGUGAUGAUGGGUGGCUAUUGAAAGUGAUGGGUGGCUUCUUUGCCUGGGAAGUUCUCUUCAUCAUCAUUUUGGAGGUCCAUGAUUGGGUAGUUAAACACAGAG
Molecule: messenger RNA, 1816 nt
Organism: Haplochromis burtoni (Burton's mouthbrooder)
Lineage: Eukaryota; Metazoa; Chordata; Actinopteri; Cichliformes; Cichlidae
Product: putative ferric-chelate reductase 1
Molecular function (GO): oxidoreductase activity, acting on metal ions
Source: RefSeq, a predicted model, not a curated record